This is a messenger RNA of Hevea brasiliensis (rubber tree), 3655 nucleotides long. Its product is annotated as disease resistance protein RPV1-like. Gene Ontology annotation, biological process: signal transduction; defense response. Lineage: Eukaryota; Viridiplantae; Streptophyta; Magnoliopsida; Malpighiales; Euphorbiaceae. The record is from RefSeq and is a predicted model, not a curated record. Gene Ontology annotation, molecular function: ADP binding; protein binding. The transcript is spliced from 5 exons. Bases 172 to 3429 code for a protein of 1085 amino acids.
UUUUCAGAAUUAUGAAAUCUGAAUUCGAGUACAUUCAGUUCAGAGAAAUGUUGCAAUGGGCAACACUAUAUUUUCUCCUUGUAUUUAUAGGGUGAUGAGGAGAGUAGUGAUUACUCGUUAAGCAACUUCUUAUUCAGUAAACUCCUUCCUUCCUGCUUAAUUACUCUUUCAAUGGCUACUUCCAAAACCUUCUCAGAAUCCUCUUCCUCUGCAUCUUCCUCCUCUAAAUCUCAAUGGAAUCGUGACGUGUUUUUGAGUUUUAGAGGAGAAGAAACCCGCAAGAACUUCACCGAUCAUCUCUACGCUGCUUUAACCCAGGCAGGAAUCUCUACGUUUCGAGACAGUGAUGAACUUUCAAGAGGAGAAGAUAUCUCCAUGGCGCUCAUUAAAGCAAUUCAUGAAUCAAGAAUUGCUAUACCAGUCUUCUCUAAAGGCUAUGCUUCCUCUCUAUGGUGCCUUGCUGAACUUGCAGAGAUCAUUAAGUGCAAGAAUACCAUUGGCCAGAUCGUAAUUCCCAUAUUCUACAAUGUUGAUCCCUCAGAUGUUCGGAAACAGACUGGUGGUUUUGGGGAAGCUUUUGAUACAGACGAGGAAUUCAAGAAAGAAAUGGAGGAAGUGAAGAAGUGGAGAGAAGCCCUUACAGAGGCAGCAGAGCUAAGUGGUUGGAACCUCCAGAACAUCGCAGAUGGGUAUGAAUCAAUCUUUAUACAGAAGGUUGUAGAAGAUGUUCUCAGCAAAUUGAAUUACAUUUACCUGAAUGUUGCCAAAUACCCAGUAGGAAUUGAAUCCAGGGUAAAAGAUGUGAUUUUCUUGCUAAGUCUUGAUGCAAAUGUGGGAAUCCGUGGGAUGGGGGGAAUCGGAAAAACGACUAUAGCCAAAGCUGUAUUUAACCAACUUUGUCAUGGAUUUGAAGGUAGCUGCAGUUUUCUUUCUGAUGUUAGAGAAGUCUCAGAGCAGCCUAAUGGUUUAGUUCAAUUACAAAAGCAACUAAUUCAUGAUAUCUUGAAAUUAAAAAAUUUCAAGGUUCCUAAUAUUGACUGUGGAAUCAAUUUGAUUAAAGAAAGGCUUCGUUACAAAAGAGUUCUUAUUGUUCUUGAUGAUUUGGAUCAAUUGAAACAAGUGGAUGCAUUGGUGGGAGAUAGAAAUUGGUUUGGUCCAGGAAGUAGAAUCAUCAUUACAACAAGAGAUGCACAUUUGCUAGAUCAACUCCAUGUGGGGUUGCAAUAUGAGGUCAGAGAACUGAAUCGUGAUGAGUCCCUUCAGCUUUUCAGUUGGCAAGCCUUCAUGCAAACAUUUCCAGUGGAUGAAUAUAUGGAGCUUUCAAAUGAUGUAGUGGAUUAUGUUGGAGGUCUCCCACUAGCCCUUGAAGUUUUAGGUUCUUAUUUGUGCAAAAGAAGCAUACCUGAAUGGAAAAGUGCUGCGGAGAAAUUGAGAAACAUUCCUCACCAUCAUAUUCAGAAAAAGCUUAGAAUAAGUUUUGAUACAUUGGACGAUGAUAAAAUAAAGGAUAUAUUUCUUGAUAUUGCGUGCUUCUUUACCAGUAUGGAUAAAGAUUAUGUAGUAAAAAUACUAGAGGGCUGCGGCUUCUAUCCAGAAAUUGGUAUCAGUAUUCUCAUCGGUAGGUCUCUAUUGACAAUUGAUUCCCGAAAUAAGUUAGUGAUGCAUCAGCUCUUACAAGAUAUGGGAAGGGAGAUCAUCCGAGAAAUAUCACCUAAUCAUCCUGGAAAACGCAGCAGGCUUUGGUUUCAUCAGGAUGUUCUGGAUGUACUCAAACAGCAUAAGGGAACGGAAGCUGUUGAGGGUCUCAUGCUGGAUGCACGAGAAUUGAAAGAUGUAUUUGUGAGCACAGAGUCAUUUUCAAAGAUGAGAAGUUUGAGAUUGCUGCAAAUCAAUGCGGUACAUCUUACUGGACCAUAUGAGAAUAUUUUUUAUGAGUUGAGAUGGCUUCGAUGGCAUGAGUGCCCUUUGAAAUGUAUACCAACUAGUUUACAACUAGGAAACCUUGUUGUUCUUGAAAUGCAGGGCAGCAACAUCAGAGAAUUCUCCAAGGAGAUUAAGGUUCUCGGGAAGCUGCAGAUACUUGAUCUCAGCCAUUCUGUGCACCUUGCUAAGACACCAAACUUCUCAGGAAUCACUAAUUUGGAGAGAUUAAUACUUGAAGGCUGCAGAAGAUUAGUUGAGGUCCACCAAUCUAUUGGACACUUGAAGAGACUUGUUUCCUUGAAUUUGGAGGGCUGCAAGAACCUAAAUAAUCUUCCUGAAAGCAUUUGUUACAUGAAAUCUCUUGAAACUCUGAACAUUGCAGGCUGCUCAAGACUUGGUAGAUUGCCAGAGCACUUGGGGAACAUGGAAGCCUUAACUGAACUUCUCGCAGAGAGAACUGCCAUUAAGCAGCUUCCCUCUUCUAUUGGGCAUUUGAAGAACCUUACAGAAUUAUCAAUGGGUGGAUUGAAAGAUGGCAUACGAUCUAUCUCUUGGUUUCCACAAUUUUCAUCACGGCUUCUGUCUAAGAGUUCAAAAUCCAUAGCUUUUCUGCCACCUUCCUUUGCUGGCUUAAGUUCAUUGACAAGACUAGUUCUUGCUGAUUUUGGUUUAUCUGAAGAUGCAGUUUCCAUUGAUCUUGGGAGAUUAUACUCACUUGUAGACUUGGAUUUAAGAGGGAACAAUUUUUCUAAUUUGCCUUUUGGUAUUAGCCGCCUUCCUAAGCUUAAGACAUUGUGGCUAAAUGACUGCAGAAAUCUCAAAUCAAUCUCAGAUCUUCCAUCAAGUUUAAAGCAGUUGCUUGCAUCUAAUUGUACAUCAAUGGAAAGACUAUCCCUUCAAUCAAAAGAAUUGCUGGGAUUGUCACUAAUUAAUUGCCCAAAACUAGUUGAGAUUCAAGGACUGGAGAGUGUAGAAACUGCACCAAUCAUUCAAAUGCAAGGGUGUAAUGAUUUCAAAUACAACCCUAAUCAAGCUCUUUGGCAGGCAAUGUCCAAGUGUGAGGUUUUAGGCAUUUGUUUCUCCAGCUGUGAGAUACCAGAUUGGUGCAACCAUCAAGGAGAUGGAUCUCUGCUAUCAUUUUAUGUGCCUGAGGUUUCACCAGGCAACAGUAUUGUAGGGGUGAUGGUUUGGAUUGUUUAUGCAAUAACUGAUGUAAGGGAUUUGUAUAAAUUUGCCAAAGUGGUAAUCAGAAGAAAGAGCAAUGAAUCUUAUUCAUUCGAGAUGCCAUUUGUUUUUGGCACAGGUGAGGAUCAAUCUUUUUCUAAAUUUAUACCAUUUCUUAUGCUUCCAUGUGCAGAAGAAGGUGGAGAAGAAUUGCAAUUGUGUGUUCACUCAGUCCCUGCAGGCGCUGUGGUAAAGAAGUGUGCUGUACAUGUUACCAGUGCAGAUUCUGCAGACACAACAAUGCCCAGCAGGGUCAAAACAUUUAUCGGAGCAACUGUUUGAUGAGAGAGGGAGUUCAUAUAUUUUCUUGUUUCAUAUAUUCAUGUCUGUUUUGGUUUGUAAUCCUAUUUGGGGAAAUUAUUUGAUGAACUUGGAGCACUAAAUUUUAGUGUUCUCUGUGCUCACAUAAAUAUGGGCUCUUUCAUAAAUUAUGAAAAGUGAAGGAACACUGCUCCAAGUGUAUUCUAUUAAAUUAAUAUUUAGUUAAUUAAAUCCUUUAAAUUUCAUA